AUGGACGCAGAUGCCAGCCCACCCCGCUCUCCAGCCCACCUGUCGUGCGCUGCCGCAGCCGCGCCCUCGGGCCCGCCCCAAGCGCGGCCCCAUGUGCCUGCCCCUGUGCAGAACACGCGCAUCAUCCGGGCCCUGAAUGUCAAGGGCAACCAGAAGUGUUUCUCAAACCCCAACUACCCCUGCAAGGCUGCCAACCCGCCUUACAAGUACAGGAUCAAGCUGACAUCGCACCCAUGCGUGCCCGGCCAUACACAUGCCGCGCACGAGGUGCGGUCUCGAGGCAGCCUGCCCAUGGCCCAAGGGGGCAUGGCUGUGCAGCCCUUGCCAUAUGUAAACCCCUACCGCGAGAAGGCCUUCUUCCUGGAAGGCCUGCGCAAGGUCAAGUGGCAGGUCAGUGCCAGGCGGCAGUUGCUGGUGUUCAUUGCACCCCUGAACGUGACGCUCAACGUGUGCAAGCCGCCCCGCACCUACUGUGACUACGCUGGCGCGCUGGGUGUCUACCUCCCAACCGUGUGCUACAACCACCUCUGCUAUGGCGAGUGGAACCUGAACCCAAAGAACAACGACACGCUGCUGAUCACCUACCCACAAUGGAGUGCCACGCCCAACAUCAAACCUGACGAAACCUGGCCACAGAAAGUGGAGUUUGAUAUCACCGGCUACCAUUAA
Messenger RNA from Chlorella variabilis, 669 nucleotides. RefSeq names its product expressed protein. Bases 1 to 669 code for a protein of 222 amino acids. The record is from RefSeq and is a predicted model, not a curated record. NCBI's taxonomy places the organism in Eukaryota, Viridiplantae, Chlorophyta, Trebouxiophyceae, Chlorellales, Chlorellaceae. The transcript has 6 exons.